Molecule: messenger RNA, 876 nt
Organism: Pelmatolapia mariae (spotted tilapia)
Lineage: Eukaryota; Metazoa; Chordata; Actinopteri; Cichliformes; Cichlidae
Product: lysophosphatidic acid receptor 6-like
Exons: 2
Coding region: 1-876 (291 amino acids)
Biological process (GO): positive regulation of Rho protein signal transduction; phospholipase C-activating G protein-coupled receptor signaling pathway
Cellular component (GO): plasma membrane
Molecular function (GO): lysophosphatidic acid receptor activity
Source: RefSeq, a predicted model, not a curated record
AUGUUAUCUGACACUGUGGGCAACUCUUAUAAAACUGAGCCACAUCCAGAGGACCGGGUUUACGCUGGGGUCUUUGGCUGCAUUAUGGUGAUAGGUCUGCCUCUCAACGCAGCAUCACUGUGGAUUCUUCUUCGCCGUCACAGCCUCCAAUCACCCAACGCUGUCUUAAUGGUCAGCCUGGCAGUAUCAGACCUGCUGGUCAUCAUCUCUUUGCCCAUGAGGAUCUACUUUCACGCCACCCGCAGAUGGCCUCUGAGCAAUAUGGCAUGCCUCAUCAUCACAAUGCUUUUUCGCAACAACCUCUGGUCCAGCGCCUUCUUCAUUACUUUCAUCAGUGUGGACAGACUGCUGGCUGUGGUUUAUCCUCUGAGGUCACGCCAUCUUCGAACGUCAUCCAAUGCCUGGAAAGGAGCAGCAGUGGUCUGGCUAUUUGUUCUGAUAAUGAAUGUCCCAGGGUUUAUGGACUUAAAACAUUUUAAAAACAGAAACAAUACCACUUGUUUUGGACCUCUUGAUUCUAUGAGUGCAACACAAUCAGCAGUUAUUUAUUUUCAGAUGGCGUUAAUCGUCACAAUGCUAGCAGUCAACAUUAUUUGCACCGUUAUGGUGUCUUGGACUUUAUGCAACCGUCCCAGUGACACUGCAAAGAUCAACAACAAGGUGAAUGUAAUGCUGAUUUUUGCCAUGAAUUUGGUUUUAUUCACUAUCUGUUUUUUGCCUGUGCAAAUAGGUUUAGCCACAAAAAGUUUUGCUCAUCUAACCCCACUUGUAUGUCUUGCUGCUGUGAACUGCUGUCUGGAUCCUCUGCUGUAUUACUUUUCUUUUGACUCCUUUUGGAAGAAAAAGGAAGAUGCAAUAAAGGAAGGAGAAAUGUAG